Molecule: messenger RNA, 1485 nt
Organism: Phytophthora sojae
Lineage: Eukaryota; Oomycota; Peronosporomycetes; Peronosporales; Peronosporaceae
Exons: 2
Coding region: 1-1485 (494 amino acids)
Biological process (GO): amino acid transmembrane transport
Molecular function (GO): amino acid transmembrane transporter activity
Source: RefSeq, a predicted model, not a curated record
AUGGCCCCGCAGCCCAGCCAUAGCCACCUGCCCGUGCGGCCCGUGCUGCUGGACCCGCAGCUGGCCGUCGUGCACCAGUGCGGGCUCACGUUCUCGCCCGUCAAGCGCGGCUCGCGCGACAUCCUCGACACGCUCAAGCACCAGUGCGACUCCGCGCCGCGCGCCGUCUCCAUGGGCGAGUACGUGCCCAGCCCGCGCACGACGGCGGGCCACGUGCAGGGCUUCGCCAGAGAGUCGGACUACCUGCUGGCCGAGCCCUCGAUCUGGGGCUCCACGUUCACGCUGACCAACACCAUCCUGGGCUCGGGCACGCUGGCCGUGCCGUUCGCCAUCGCGUCCAGCGGCUGGCUGCUGGGCAACGCCAUCACGCUGGCUAUUGCCAUGAUCACGCGCUACUCGGUGCACCUGCUGCUGUCUGCCAGCGACCGCGCGGGCAACAACUGCGCCAAGACGUACGAGAGUUUGGGGCACUUUACUAUGGGCGCGGUGGGCACGUGGCUGGCCGAAUUUACGUUCAUCUUCGGCGGUUUUGGUACGCUCGUGAGCUACCUCAUCUUCGUCACGGACCUGUGCGCAGCGGUGCUGGCCGUCUCGGCGCAGAACAAGUGGAUGAUCACAGUUAUUCUCGUUGCCUCGGUGGUCUUCCCGCUGUCGCUGAGCCGCCGUAUUGGCAAACUGUGGCUGGCCUCGGUGCUCGCCAUUCUCUCCAUCGGUUACGUCGUGGCGUUUGUUCUCGUGGCGUUCCUGGCUGCGUAUAAUGCUGAAGGCGCGACUAUUGCGCCUGGAGUGCAGGCUGUUCGACUGGAGCCCGGUAGUGUCUACACUGUCACGCUGCUGAUCUCCGCGUUCGCGUGCCACAACACGGCGCUGCCCGUCUACGAAGAGCUGAAGGAUCGUACGCUGCCCCGAAUGAACCGAGCUGUCGUUGGAGCCAUCAGCGUCGCGUUCGUGCUGUACGAGAUCAUCUCGCUGUGCGGAUACCUUCAGUUCGGAGCGGAGACCAAGGACAACAUCCUGCUCAACUUCUCGCCCGAGUACGUGGCGCAGCACAAGUCCGUCGCGGCACCGCUGCUGGUCGGCCAGCUCUGCAUGGCGCUGGCGCUUGUGCUCACUACGCCCAUUGCCAUGUGGCCCUUCCGUUCGUGCGUCCUGAGCGUCUACCUCCGCGUCAAGAACGGCGUGCAGACUCCGAGCCACGAGGCUUCAUACAAGGAGUACGUGGGCGUUACGGUGCUGAGCCUGGUGCUCAUCCUGACGUGCAGCAUCUUCGUGCCUUCGGUCAAGAUUCCGCUGAGCAUCGUGGGCUCCGUCUCGGGCUCGCUGCUGAUCUUCAUCAUGCCGGCGCUGUUCUUCCUGCUGCAGUCCAAGGGCCCCAUGCUGACGCGUGAACACGCUGGACCGCUGCUCAUGCUCAGCGCUGGCAUUGUCGUCGGCGUCCUCGGAUUGUCAUUGACAUUGUUCAAGCUGUACCGCGAAUAUUAUUAA